AUGGUUACGAAUACAUCCGAACCAUCCGAAUCUUCAACUUCAUCAACUACAAUUUCGCCAGAUUUUCAUAAUCCUCAAAUCCCUUCAACCGAUGGUUUAAUUCAAAGCGUCAAAUCAAUUUUAGAAAAUUUUGAUAAAUGCUCAAAUGAUGACAUUAAAAGUGAUAAUAUACGUAAACAUAUCAUUGCUACCUCGGAACAAGCAAAGAAAUUUCGAUUAUUUACAAUUGAAUCAAUUCAAAGUUGUGAUCUAAUGGGAAAUUAUGCAUCAGAUUUUGCCGAAUAUAUCACAAUUCUAAUGGAAGAAAAUGUUGCAGGGGUAGAUUUUGUUGGAGUUAUGAAAUCUCAAAUAGAAUCAGCUACCAUUAGUAAAUCAAAUGCUGAACGUUUAGCCACGAAUUAUUGUGAUAUUCUUGCUACAUUAAAAAAUUUAUUGAAUGAAUUGGAAGGUUUUCCUAGUAAGAUUCAAAUUGAAGAAAAUUUGGAGCAAGAUAUUGAAGAAUCUAAGAAAGAACAAGCAAUUCGUACUUGGUCAGCAGUUGGAACAGGAAUUGCUACUGGUGCAGCAAUUAUCGCUGCACCAUUCACGGGUGGUGCAUCGUUAGCUAUUAUUGGCACUCUUGGUUUAACUUCUGCUGGAGCUAUGAUUGGUACAACUGUUACCAGCGUUCAAUUUGGGGAACAAGCUAAACUAUCAGAAAAUGAAUUAAACCAAUUUAAUCAGAUUAAAAGAAGCGUUAGGAAUAUAAUAAGUGAUAUAUCAAUAAUUAUCGAUAAAUUUAGCUUUUUCUAUGAGUUUUUCAAAUUAGAAUUGGAAAAUAUUACAAAGAUUGAGAAUAAUUUUUCAUAUUUAGAGAAAGUUGAUAUUAAAGUUUCCAAGAUGAAAGGUACAGCAUUAAAGAAUCAAUGGAAUAGAGUAAAUCAAGUAUUUAGUAAAUAUUCCAAUGUGUUGAGACCAUUAUUUGUAUAA
Diversispora eburnea is the source of this 969-nucleotide messenger RNA. The record is from the annotation of a GenBank genome assembly. NCBI's taxonomy places the organism in Eukaryota, Fungi, Glomeromycota, Glomeromycetes, Diversisporales, Diversisporaceae.